GUUAAAUAUUUAGUCUGCUCGUAUGGUUUGUUGUGGAAAAACGCGCGCUCUCCCGCGAAGCCGACACCUUUUAUUUUCCACACACACACACAUAUUUUAACAGCACGAUCAUCUUCUGCACAGUGACGUAAACCCACUGCAAUCCGUUUCCUCCUCGAAAAUCCCCCAGAAGAGACAGAGAAAAUGUUCGCACUGUAAACAAAAACCGAAAAGCGACAGAUAGAGCCGAGUGUUUACAUCGUUCCAAUUCAUUUUACUCAUUUUUUUCGUCUGUCCCGCUUUGCGUCGUCGGAUCGUCGCAAAAAUCGAUUCAAUUGAAUACCGCUGGUCAGCUUUGUCCGAGAGCAACAAAUUUGUUUCUGUUAUUUGUAAUUCGGUCGUCGCGUCGGAAUCCUUUUUAUUGUUCUUCAACUCAUUAGUUUUCAGCGAUCCGGUGUCACCGGACGAUUAAUUUCUUUUUGUUUUGCAAGACAUUUGCAUUGGAGUUUCACUUUUCACCUUCUUGACGACGACGUGAAUCGCUAAUUCGAUUUGUUUUGGACAACAUGUAGAGAAAGAGUAGUCGGCAGACGGAUAUGAACGGGUGCAUUAGGUUUAAGAAGUUCAAGAGGCGAAAGGUGCAUCACCAGACGCAUCAUCAGAUUCCUGUGAUCAUCAUCGAUUCACCGGUCCACUCGGAGGUUUCUCUGGAUGGAUGCGAUGGAGCUGGCGAGGAUUGCGACGGAUUCCGGCGGAACAGCGUCUCUCUACCGAAUCUGGAUGAGUUUGAGCUCAAGGAAUCGAAUAAUCUAAAGACCUCAGAAAAUGGGAUCCGAAGCGAUUUCACCAACAGCGAGAACGACUUUUCCGACGUCGAAGACUUCAGACCCAAUGGAGUGCCGUUACGGCAUGCCAGGAGGAAGUCCAUCACACUUUCACCGAAGAUGUUGAAACCCCCGGGCGACGAUGAAUCGGGAAGCAAUUCACCGGGGAAUUCGAUCACGUCCAUCAAUUCGCUCGCAAGUCUGCUCAGGGAGAAGAUGCAGAUGCUGCCGACGACGAUAAAGAAGAAAAAGCCAAAGGAUUACAAGAUUCGGGCGUUCGUGGGUUUCCUCUUCCUGACGAUAGUGCUGUUAGUAGGGUUGGCGUACGUGCUCUACCAUCAGAAGGUGCUGCAGCGCGCGUACUUCGAUAAGAUUAAGUUCAGCAAAGUGCAGAGGAUCAUCAAGAUUUACAAUGCCGAGGGUGUGGAUAUAGUGCAGGGUCGACUGGGAACCACUCUGAAUUACGAUAAGGUUCUUCCGUGUCUGGCGGAGGACGAUAGGAACGAUGGAAGCAUAUGCAUGGAGUGGAUGCAUCGCGCUCGCCUCUAUCUGCACUUCUACGAGCUGCACGAGGACGUCAGGUGUUAUAACAUGAAGUGGAUCUCGCUUUCGAAGGAUCUCGAGCCGACGGAUUGCAUCGAUCUGCACGAGAGCGGCCACUGGUACGGUGGAGGGCAGAACGCUGAAUCCGCGUGGCCCUUGGAGAAGGGCGGCCACGACUUCGCACCCUUCGUAACCGGAAGAGUGGAUAAGCAUCAGUGGGGCAACGUGCUGAAGAGGUAUUUCAUAAACUCGAAAGGAGCUGCUUUAAUCAUCGACGAUAAAACACCUCUGUACACGGCUAUAGAAGGCGACGGCGCGGAGAAGAGGUUGUGCUUGAAAGCUAAAUACGACGACUUCGCCUACGUCAAUCGCAACACGCCUCUUCCAGUCUUGAAUUACAGCAUCUGCACCAGCCCCAACAUGACGCAACUGCACUCCUUCAUGAGCGAGAAGUCUCUGUACGACGUGCUCAGACCCAACGAGGUCGACGACAUCAACAAACUCAUCUCCGAACCGAUCUGGGAGUUUCCCUCCGGAAGAGACAACUUCACCGAAGACGCAAUCUUCGAUUACAUCGCUAACAUCAACCAGAAUUCGCAGCUAGGGCACGUGCUUAUAAACGAGUUCUGGCAGAGGCACGUGGGGGACUUCACCGUGGAUAAAGAGAGAUUCGCGACGUUCGAGAAAACGUUAGAGAUUAUCCGGAGGCGAGGUUUUCGCGUCGUCUUCUCCAUCCAACCGUUCAUAUCCACGGAAAGCUCGAACUUCGCGCGAGCGGUUAAGAAGAGGAUACUGAUUUCGGAACGAUCCAGCGACAGGAGGAUACCGGCUUUGACGCGGUACAAAUACGCUGGAAGCGCUGGCAUGCUCGACGUCACCAACAACAAGACGAUGCCUUGGUUAUUGGAUAAACUCAAGAAUGUGAUCAACGAGUACAAAUUCGACGCUUUCUACCUUGACAUAGGCACUGCUUACAACGUGCCGCAUUACUACCAAUGCGAGAAGACUCUAACGAAUCCGGACGAAUACAAAAGUAUUUUCAUCAACAGCCUUCAGCAGACCAACAACGUCUUCGCCGUUAACAGCAUCGUCGAUAAACCGUCACGACCGACUUUCGUGUCUCUCCCAAUGUUCGAUUCCACUUGGGACGGUCUACGGCAAAUAAUACCCACGGUCUUAACUUACGGUUUAACAGGGUACAUUUACUUGAUUCCUGGGGCAGUCGGCGGAGAUUACAACGUUCCUCCGAUGAUCAACGGGACAGUCACGCUUCCUGAUAAAGAGUUGUACAUCCGUUGGUUGCAGCUCUCAACCUUCCUACCAGUCACACAUUUCACUCACGUCCCUUCUGUUUACGGUGAUAGCAAAAUCACCGAAAUAGCCAGAACCUUAACAAUAUUAAGAAACCAAAAGGUUGUUCCACUCUUGAAGAAAUACGUGAACGAAUCUUGGUACAUGGGAAUGCCUCUGAUACGUCCCUUAUGGAUGCUCGAUCCCAACGAUCCAGUAUGUCAGACGAUAACAGAUGAAUUUUCAGUUGGCGAAGGUCUUAUAGUUGCUCCGAUCUUGCAUUCCGGGACCAGAGAAAGGGAGAUUUAUCUUCCGGCCGGCGUUUGGAGGGAUGGAAUCGACGGGAGCUUGAGGAAGGGCAGCAGGUGGACCCACGACUAUAAAGUAGCCGAAAUGGAGAUUGCCUACUUCGAAAGGAUGCCCGACAACACGAGAUUCUAAACAAGACUUUUACAAAUAAUUCCAAUUAUUAUUAUUAUUUUUUUUUGAUACAUAUUAACCAGUUUUGUGAUAUGAAAAAGAACAAAUCAAUAAUCAAA
This is a messenger RNA of Nicrophorus vespilloides, 3175 nucleotides long. RefSeq lists its product as uncharacterized. Gene Ontology annotation, molecular function: hydrolase activity, hydrolyzing O-glycosyl compounds. NCBI's taxonomy places the organism in Eukaryota, Metazoa, Arthropoda, Insecta, Coleoptera, Silphidae. Gene Ontology annotation, biological process: carbohydrate metabolic process. The transcript is spliced from 6 exons. The record is from RefSeq and is a predicted model, not a curated record. Bases 576 to 3077 code for a protein of 833 amino acids.